Messenger RNA from Phlebotomus papatasi, 912 nucleotides. Its product is annotated as polyprenol reductase-like. The record is from RefSeq and is a predicted model, not a curated record. Gene Ontology annotation, biological process: polyprenol catabolic process; dolichol-linked oligosaccharide biosynthetic process. NCBI's taxonomy places the organism in Eukaryota, Metazoa, Arthropoda, Insecta, Diptera, Psychodidae. The transcript has 2 exons. Bases 1 to 912 code for a protein of 303 amino acids. Gene Ontology annotation, molecular function: 3-oxo-5-alpha-steroid 4-dehydrogenase activity. Gene Ontology annotation, cellular component: endoplasmic reticulum.
AUGGUAUUCUCCCUGAGUUAUCUAGAAAUUAUGUAUCUUGGGUUUUUUGGUGCCUUUACCUUUGGUAUUGUUAAGGAUAAAUUACCUAACUCUAUCGCUCAAUUCUACGGAUAUGGAAAAAUCGCCUAUCGGAAAGGAAAGUCCAAGCGCCUGUUUGGUCAUCUGGAAGCAUCCAAAUCUUUCUUCAGGCACUUCUACAUCUUUGCUAGUUUGUGGUCAACAGUGAUCCUUUACAUCGUCCUACGCACUUGUGUAAUCGGAAAACCUGUUCCAGAGUCUGUGAUUGACUUUAUUGACUUCUUCUGCGGCAAAAGUCGUUCGGCAAAAAAUACUCCACUUGAGAUACUUUUGGCUACAAGCUGCAUUUUUGUCCAGUGCUUUCGACGCUUCUGGGAAACGCACUUCCUGCAGGUCUUCUCCCGCUCUGGCCGCAUUAAACUUGUAACGUAUCCCAUGGGCUUUCUUCACUACUUUGGAGUUCCUUUAGCCACUCUGAGUAAUGCUCAAGGCUUCGUGACAACGGCCGGAAAUGCCCUUGUGGGCAGGGAACAGUUCACCUGGCGGAUAAUCAUCUCUACAGCGGUAUUCGCCUUUGCCUGGUGGCAUCAAUUCCGAUCAAAUGUUAUUCUAGCGCGAUUGAGAAGAGAUUCUAAAGGAAAUGUUGUAACAGAGAAACAUUCCAUUCCUAGAGGAGGAUUUUUCGAAGUUGUAUCAUCGCCUCACAUGAUGUUCGAGUGUUUGAUCUACCUAUCACUAAUCCCAAUGCUUCCCGGAAAUACCUUAUGGCUCUUGAUCUGUUUGUGGGUGGUCAGUAACCAAUGCCUAGUUGCUCAUUGGACUCAUGAAUGGUACAAGGAAAAUUUCCCAGAGUAUCCAAAAAGUCGUAAAGCCAUAAGUCCAUGGAUUUUCUAA